Molecule: messenger RNA, 1436 nt
Organism: Westerdykella ornata
Lineage: Eukaryota; Fungi; Ascomycota; Dothideomycetes; Pleosporales; Sporormiaceae
Exons: 2
Coding region: 235-960 (241 amino acids)
Source: RefSeq, a predicted model, not a curated record
CCGCUUCUUUGGAAUCAGGCGACACUGCGCGGAAACACUUUCGGUUACAUACACACCAAUUGCAUGGUCAUGCAGUGGUGGAAUCUCAUUACGCCCUCCCUGUGGUACAUGCUCUGAUCCCCGUGUGCGCGCAUAACAAUAUGUGUCUCCAGCAUUGACAUUUCUCAGUUUUCAUUCUUCGCGAAUUGGCCCACUGCCCUAGUUUGGGCCUUCGCUAAGUCAUCUUUUUUCCUCAUGUAUCUCCAUCUCUUCGAACCCCUGAGAUGGCUGCGCCUUGGGGCUUACUUUGGCCUAUUUCUCAACUGGGGUUUCUACACCGCCGUUAUCAUAGCAAGCAUCUACUUCAACGCCCCAAGUCCCGGACAGACAUGGCAAGAAGGAGCGCAGAACGAACGCUACAAAAGAUCUUUCAACAUGACACUGCCUAUCGCUUCCGGAAGCCUCUUUCUGGAUUGUUAUAUUCUCGUUCUGCCUAUAUGGGUUGUCUGGAACCUUCGCCUCAGCUUCCGACGGCGGUUGGGCGUUAUGGCAAUCUUUGCUACUGGCCUUGCUGCAUGCAUUGCGUCAUCCCUCAGCAUCGCGUACAAAUAUAAGCUAAACCACCAUCUUAAUGACUUCACUUACUGGACUUAUCCCGUUCUGCUUCUCGCUUUGGUUGAGAUGUGUGUCGGUAUCUCGUGCAGCUGCAUGCCGUCAGUCGCAGGGUUCUCGAGGUACCUUCACAAGGACGGUGGCGCUUGGGCUCCCUGGGGAACAUCAAUACUUGCACCCCUCCGGAGUCUUUUUACCAGCAGUAAUCGCGAUCAUUCUCAAGAUGGGGGCCGUAGCUGGAAGCAGGAGGGCAGUCGGAUCCACAAGAGCAAUUAUAUCAGUAUUGAGUUAGAGAGUUUGAGCACUCAUGCGCUCACCCAGAACCACGAAAUGACAGAUUUCGGUGGAUACAUGGCAUCACGGGGUUGAAAGGUGCGGCCAAUACUUGUAUUGGAGACAAGGAACGGAUCUUGAACCAGCUGUGGGUUCGCAAUCGCAACACUUUUUCCUAGGCUGUAGUUGACGUGCAAUGGCGAAAGCUUUCAUUUGAUGCACACUACCCUAGGGUAUUGUGCCCUAUGAUCUCACUCAAGUUUGCAAAGUGAUAUCUCUGACUAUUUCUGCUAAGAAAACCAUUUUUCCGGGCCAAUAUAUGAACUUUCACGAGCCUGGUAGGGUACAUUACAUGCUUAGGGUCAAUUGAGGUCCUCAUGGUCCAUUGAAGGCUCUGCAGGAUGCUGGUCUGCGGCGUACGGAACGGGGCGCAAAUCAGCAUUUGGCGGCAAAAUGGGAAGGUCACACUGAAUUUAUGGGAAGGGCUGGCUAACAAUUAAGAACUCGUCACUCAUAGUGUGGGACACGGAGAUAUCCCACAUAUGCGUCGCAAAUUUUGCUCGAGUAACACC